GCUAAUAAAACGCUGAUAAAAAUCAGCGCCAAAAAAUCAUUGUUUUAUUUUAUCAUAUAUAAAACAUUCAUCAAAAAAUUUACAGUUUUUAGAAGGAAUUUUGGGUUAAAGAAUUUUAGGAUUCCGGAAUAUAAUUCUCACUUAUUCACUGCUGAUUGACAUCGCGGGCUCACGUUUAUCGGUCCGCUAAAUCAUUUAUUCGGACUCGCUCAGUUUUUAUUCGCGUUUAGAAGUAAAUAUAAAAUACUACAAAAAUGACAAUAUUUUUCGCUUCUUGACAAAUUCUGGCUGAGAGAUGAUCGAAUCAAACCAAAACGAAAUCGAGACCGAGAAGGAAGAUUGGGAUUUACCCGUCCUGCACAUAACGAGAAGGGAUUGGAAAGAAUUGAAUCCACCGCAGAAGAUUCGAAGGGUAAUCGGGGGCCUGUUAAAAUUUUUGGGAGUCUUGACGUGCCUGUACUUUUUCAUAUGUUCUCUGGACUUCAUGACAUCCGCCUUUAGGCUAUUGGGAGCCAAAGCAGCUGGGAAGGUGUUCGCGGACAGUAGUUUCUUGAACAAUCCCAUAACCGCGCUCAUGGUAGGAGUUCUGGUAGCGGCACUUUUGCAUAGUUCGGCCAUCGUUGUAUCCGUUAUAAUCGCCAUGGUGGCUAGUCAAAUAUUGAAAGUGCGUACCGCAAUACCUAUUAUAAUGGGAGCCGACAUAGGAACCGCCAUAACUAACAUAAUAGUGUCGAUCAUAGGAAGCAAAGGAGGAGGCGGAACGAGUACGGACAAGAGACUCCAGUUUAAGCGGGCAUUUGCCGCCGCCACCGUCCACGAUAUGUUCAAUUGGCUAAGUGUCGUCGUGUUUUUACCGCUGGAGAUUAUGACCGGAUUCCUAUUCCACCUGUCAAGUUUUGCCGUCAAUCAUCUCAAGAUAGAGCAAGGCAAUUACACCCAGAAACAGUUUAUAAAAAGGAUUACCAAGCCAUUCACAACUUUAUUCGUUGAGUUGGAUGAAAAGGCUUUAAAUGCUAUAGCCAAAAGCCGUCCUGGUUCUGAUAAAUUAACUAUUUUGAAACGAUUUUGCUCGGAUCCUGGGCGCUCCUAUAACUUCGUCACGGCAACGACCUCCCUGACAGGAUACCUCAAGCAUAGAUGUCAUUUCCUGUUGGCCAAAACGAACUUGAGCGACAACAUAGCAGGAAUUAUAUUGCUGAUAUUUUCUCUGACACUCCUGGGAUGUUGUCUAGUGGGGAUGGUCAAGAUUUUGCAUUCUAUACUGAAAACAAAAUUAUCGCUGUCAAUCAGAAAGAUAAUAAACUAUCGUCUGCCCGGCAAAUUAGAAUGCUUUACCGGCUAUUUCGCCAUAAUGUUCGGGGCCUUUGUGACGUUCUUGAUCCAAAGCAGCAGUAUCUUCACCUCCACGUUGACGCCCUUAGUCGGAAUUGGACUUGUCGCCCUAGAAAACGUUUACCCUUUAACCUUGGGAAGCAAUAUAGGUACCACAACAACCGGUCUUAUAGCCAGUUUUACUGUCACGAACAUAAACGAUGACGACUCCUAUUACUAUAAUUCUACUCAUCCCCAUUUCGAGGGUACUGGGAAUGCCACCCUUCCUUAUAACAGUCUCAAGGCUUCGGUGCAGAUAGCUCUCAUCCACACUUUCUACAACAUCUUGGGAGUCCUGGUUUGGUACCCCAUUCCUUUCAUGAGGUGGCCUCUAUUCGUUGCCAAAUUUCUGGGCGAGAUCACUUACAAGUACGAAUGGUUCAGCCUGAUGUACCUCGUAUUAUUUUACUUUUUCCUUCCCCUCAUCAUAUUUUCCUUGAGUGCCUUGGGGGGUUUAAAACUUUUACUAGGUGUGUUCAUAGUUCCCUUCGUAAUCAUAUUGCUGAGCGUUCUGAUCAUCAACAAGCUCCAACAAAAAAGUCCUAAAUGUUUGCCACCCGUGCUCAGGACAUGGGAUUUUUUGCCAGAAUGCUUACGAUCCUUGAAACCAAUCGAUUCUCUUAUUACGACGUUUACUUCACUAUUCAAAGGACGGUUCAAGAGGAAAAAGGAUAGCAAUCUAUCCCCCUCGACCUCUUAUGAGAACCCUACAAAAUCGAAAACCGUUUUCUCCAGGCUUAAGGACCGCGCGGGAUUCUUUGGCAAGACGCGUGCAACUAAAACUAAUCAUGAUCUUCCUUACGGCGAGAGCGGUUUACCCACAGAGACCCAAACCACGCCGGCCGUGGGGAACAGUAGUUCGACCAGGCUUAUAUCCAAUGGAGUCGUUUUAAAAGAUGUAUCGAAUUCCCCGAAUUCCUUCAAAUUUAAAACUUGGCACCAAAACAAGGGUUCUAUAACCGAUAGCGGAAUUUUGGUAGACCACAAGGGUAACAACAGUCUACAUAACUACAACCAAAACGGAAACGAUGACGAAAAAAAUAAAUAUGAUGAGAGUGAAUGUAAAAACGAAUUCAUUGUCAAGGAUGAUUCAUCGUCCGAAGACGAUACUGGUGCUAACACGAUUACAGUAUUGAAGCAAAUCACCCCAAAUAAUUUCUCUACAGUUACCACGAUGCAUAAUAAUUGAAAAGCAAAUUUUUAGUUUUACAACUUCGACAUUGAUAUUCAUUUGUAUUUACAAUGAAAACAUAUUUAUUUCCUUAUAAUUAAUAUUUUCCAAUUAAUCAAGGUUUAUUUUUCCCCCCUUCCAUUUAUUUUAAUAUUGAAUAUUAUUUUAUAUCGCGGGUAUAUAUGUUUAGAAUUC
This is a messenger RNA of Gordionus sp. m RMFG-2023, 2737 nucleotides long. RefSeq names its product sodium-dependent phosphate transport protein 2A-like. Bases 296 to 2560 code for a protein of 754 amino acids. The transcript has 10 exons. Gene Ontology annotation, cellular component: membrane. Gene Ontology annotation, biological process: sodium-dependent phosphate transport. The record is from RefSeq and is a predicted model, not a curated record. NCBI's taxonomy places the organism in Eukaryota, Metazoa, Nematomorpha, Gordioida, Chordodea, Parachordodidae. Gene Ontology annotation, molecular function: sodium:phosphate symporter activity.